AUAAAAAGAGAAAUAUGUGUUCUAAAACAAUCAAAUCCUACUCCAACGAAUAGAGACCUUGCUAUUCGUUUUAAAAUUCGUGAAAAUACUGUUUGUGACAUAUUAAAACGAAAGUCAGAAUAUCUUGCUAUUAAUCCAGAAGAUCCCAAUUCACAUAAUAAACAUUUACGCAAAGGAAAAUAUUCAGAGGAAGAAAUAGAAACUCCUGUAGUUACUUUAACUGAAGCAUUGAGAGGUACUGAAGCACUUCUUAAUUUUGUAACUUACCCACCAGAAAAAUUUGAAAUUUCAACAAAGCAAAUUUCUAGUAUUUGUUCUGUUAGAA
Messenger RNA from Entrophospora candida, 325 nucleotides. NCBI's taxonomy places the organism in Eukaryota, Fungi, Glomeromycota, Glomeromycetes, Entrophosporales, Entrophosporaceae. The record is from the annotation of a GenBank genome assembly.